AUGAGUGCUAAUACGCGACGUGCUCUUAGUUUGAAUGACAAACUAGACAUUUUAAGAAAAUAUGAUCAACUUCCAAAGAUGGGACAACGUGAUGCAGCAGUUAGGCUGAACAUUUCACAAUCGGUAUUGGGUAGAAUAUUGAAGAAUAGGGAAGACAUUGAAUGUGAAGCAUUACAAAAUGAGUCGCAAAGUCGAAAAAGGAAAAGAUGUGGAAAGGAUGAUACUGUUGAACGUGCAUUGAAAGAAUGGUUCGUAAAAGUUAGAAAUAAAGAUGCUCGCGUGUCAGGUCCUUUGCUUCGCCAAAAAGCUGAAGAAUUGGCAGAAAAAAUGGGAAAGGUUGACUUCAAAGCGACAGAGGGGUGGUUCCAUCGGUGGAAAAAAAGAGAAAACAUUUGUUUCCAAAAAAUGCACGGAGAACAAGGUGACGCAGAUUUUACGAGUGCACAUUUUUGGCUAGAAAAUGAAUGGCCUUCAAUCAUCUCCGAAUUUUCACCCUCUGAUGUAUUUAAUGCUGAUGAGACUGGCCUGUACUUUAGAGCACUACCUGAGCAUACUUAUGUUCUUCAAAAUGACAAAGCAAAGGGAACAAAAUCUUGUAAAGAACGAAUAACGAUCUUGUGUUGUGCCAGUAUGACGGGAGAAAAAAAGAAACUGCUUGUUAUCGGGAAGAGUAAGCAACCUCGUUGUUUCAAAGGAGUUAAAGCUUUACCUAUUGAUUAUACAGCGAAUAAAAAUGCAUGGAUGACUCAAGAAAUCUUUAGUCAGUGGUUGAUCAAAUGGGAUAAUGAACUAGACAGAAAAAUUGUACUUUUAGUAGACAACUGCACAGCUCACAAUGUAAUUUUGAACUUGAAAAAUAUAAAACUGGUUUUUUUACCGGCUAAUACCACAUCACUUAUUCAGCCCUGUGAUCAAGGAAUUAUUCGUACACUUAAAGCUUACUAUAGACUAAAAAUGAGAAAAAGGGUAAUCACUCUCAUUGAUGAAAUGUUUGAAUGUGAGUCAACUUCGACUUUAAAGGCUAAUGACCUUUCCAAGAAAAUCAACAUUCUCGAGGCCUUACACUUUGUCAACGAAGCGUGGAAUAAUAUUAGUGAUGUGACUAUUCGAAAUUGUUUUCGUCACGGAGGCUUCGUCAAAACUGAGGAAGAGGAAGAAGAAGAAGAUGACCAUAGUAAAGACCUCACUGAAAAAACAUAUGAGGAUUGGAUAGAUAUAGAUCGUGAUCUCCAAACUUCUGAACAGUAUUCUGAGGACCAAAUUUGUCAGUCUAUAAAUGAAAUCACCAAUAACAACGAUGAGGAGAAUGACGAAAGCGAUGAAGAAGAAGUCGACGUCGUAGUUAAACCAUCAUCAAAUAAAGAGGUUCUGGAGGCUUUAGACGUGAUAAGGAGAGCUGUCCAUCACCGUGCUUAUAAAUUUCAAAUAUAA
This is a messenger RNA of Acyrthosiphon pisum (pea aphid), 1431 nucleotides long. Its product is annotated as tigger transposable element-derived protein 6-like. Bases 1 to 1431 code for a protein of 476 amino acids. The transcript has 2 exons. Gene Ontology annotation, cellular component: nucleus. The record is from RefSeq and is a predicted model, not a curated record. Gene Ontology annotation, molecular function: DNA binding. Lineage: Eukaryota; Metazoa; Arthropoda; Insecta; Hemiptera; Aphididae.